UGCCUAUAUAAACCCGGUUCCCUCAUCACCACCUCACCAUUCUCCUUACAGCCUUUACAGAGGAAGGACCUGGACCAACUCUCCUGUAACUCAACCAAGAUGAUGAAGCUUGUCGUCCUCGCUCUGGCACUGACAGCCGCUAGUGCCGGCACCAUCUACUCAGCUGGCCUGCCCUACGCUGGCCUGCCCUACUCUGGCCUGCCCUACGCUGGCCUGCCCUACUCUGGCCUGCCCUACGCUGGCCUGCCCUACUCUGGCCUGCCCUACGCUGGCCUGCCCUACUCUGGCCUGCCACUGACUGGUGCUCAGCCUUACUCUGGUCUGCCUGUUGCUCACGCCUCACCCGUCACCUACGCUGCCGCUGCCGCCCCCGCCCUGGUGGCACCCGCACCUUACUCCGUCCACACCCAAAACAAGGUGGAGGUAGCCGUCGAACCUGUCGAGAACCACGGAUACGUCAUCAAGUACUAAACGCUAUGACGACCACACACCGGAAGCUGCACGCCCACGGCACGCCAACACCACGCCCACCAGGCUAAAAACACCAUGCCUACGAGGCCGAAUAACGCCCAUGGGCCCCAACACACCAGAUGGGGCCCAUAAACCACGCCACCUGGGCCCCAACACGCCAGAUGGGGCCCAUAAAUCACGCCAGCGAGGCCCCAACAUGACCACCCAAGGGCCCCAACACGCCCAUGUCCCUCGCUAGUGCCCCGCCCACAGACACAGCCGGGCGGGGUAGAGUGAGGGUGAGGGCGAUAGACUUCAUCAGUCUUCUCCACGCCAGGACCACCUCCUCUGUAAACUCUCUGUAAAAAUAUAUUUAUAAAACUCUA
Molecule: messenger RNA, 836 nt
Organism: Homarus americanus (American lobster)
Lineage: Eukaryota; Metazoa; Arthropoda; Malacostraca; Decapoda; Nephropidae
Product: PLASMODESMATA CALLOSE-BINDING PROTEIN 4-like
Exons: 2
Coding region: 100-471 (123 amino acids)
Source: RefSeq, a predicted model, not a curated record